UUAUCGCAUUCAAUCAGGGUGCGAUCGGUUAUCUUGAUGGUGAUUUCUGGAGUGCGAUUUUCAGUACUGAACAGAGCCGCAUUGGUGUGAGUGUUGAACGGACGGCUGCACAAAAGAGGUUGAGAAGCGAAGAAUACCUGAAUGCGCGGCGGUGUGUUCAGGAUGAGAGAAGGUGCAGAACCGGUCGAAUCACAUCCAUUCAGUUUGAGUUUGGCUCUUGUGCAGUGAAGACCUAAAUUGGAGUUGAUUUUUUUUGCUCUUGAGACAUUUCCCAGUGAUUGGAGAAAAAUCAACAAAACGAGUUUCAUUGUUGGAGAAGAAACGUGUUUCACGAAGUCAUACUGUGAAUGGAAUGCAAUUAGUGGAAGAAUCGAAAUAAAGAAAGUCAUUCAAGUGUUUGACAAGUUUGGAACAAUUAUCGAAUGAGAGUGAUCUCAUGAUUGGUUAACAGUGUGAGGCAAUUUUAUCAGAAGAGACAUAUCAAGUGCUUUACUUUACGAAAGAGUUUUAGUGAUUCCGGACAUUAUCAAGAUGAUUAAUCACUCCAUGGCCAGUCUAAGCCACCCACAUUAUGGGUUUUCGCUGGGCAGCCAUCAGAUGGAUAUGCCGCCGGCAGCAGACUUCGCACCCCAGCCGAAUCACAGCCCAGGAAGCAUGGAUAUAAAACCUCGUCUUAGCUUCCCACCCACGUCACUAGCCGGAUUCCAAGCUCAUACUCCUACUCAGCCCGGAUCGCACCAGACAUCGCCUGGCCAGGAUGGGCACAUCAAACGUCCCAUGAACGCCUUCAUGGUCUGGUCUCGGCUACAGCGUCGGCAGAUUGCUAAAGACAACCCCAAGAUGCACAAUUCGGAAAUCUCUAAGCGAUUGGGAUCGGAAUGGAAACUUCUCACCGAAGCUCAGAAACGUCCAUUCAUCGACGAGGCUAAGCGCCUUCGGGCCAGCCACAUGAAGGAACAUCCAGACUACAAGUAUCGGCCUCGGCGUAAGCCCAAGAACCCAUUGGCUAAUGCCGCCGGUGGACUAACUCUUGGAAUGCAACAAUCGGCUAAGAACGCCCUCGGAUCAUCGUACCCAUUCCCGCAGCUUCCUCCGUACUUUGCGCCCACUCACCACCUGCAACAGCUGGAACAGCACUACCCAGUUCCUUACUUCGGCGGUUUUGACCCGCUGACCCUAUCCAAGCUACACCAAUCCCAGCAGAGCAUGCAGAGUACCUCGCCGACGGGUCUGGAAGCGCAAAAGACUCAACAAAUGCCACCGACAUCGCUCAGCUCGUUCUACUCCAACAUCUACAGCGGUAUCUCGGCGGCGGCGGCAGCAGCCCCUCUCUACGCAGCACAUUCCAACGGCCUGUACAACUCAUCCGCGUCGUCCGCAUCGCCCGGAUCCAGUCCCAGUACCUCCCAGCAGUCCAGCGUCCUGCCCAGUGACAUCGAAAACUCGAUGCGACGGCCCGUGCAGGUCAUCUACUAAGCAGCCGAGUGCGCCAGUCGGUGUUCGCGUGAAUCUCAUUGUAAGCAGCAGUAUUCUUCGUAGUUCAGUUUACCGAUGGCCUGUGGCGAACCGCUUCCUUCGCCAUCUGCGUGUAUAUAUUGAGUGAUUAGAAGCGAUCGAAGGGAGCCUCGUCCGGGCCAUUCAUGUUACUUUAAUUUAUUAAUGUGAAUCGAUUACUCCCCAGAAGAAGAAAGUAUUAAAAGGAACGAAUCCCUCUCAUAGUAGGAACUUUUAUGUUUUUUAAACACCUAGGAAAAAGAGAACCGUGUACAUAGCGUAGGAUCUUAUCGUUGUGAGAAAUGUGAAAACAAUCUGAAAUUAUGUUAACCCAAAACCGACCGGAAACGUUCAGUAAGUUUUGUUUUAGUUGUACUCAAACUUUGAGAUUAUUUUUCAAUCUCGCCAGACUUUUGGACAACGGAUACACAUUUUAUAACGGCACCCCACAUAGGAAAGUAUAAUUCGCAGAAUCGUCAAUCGGUGGAAACGAACAAUUAUUCCGCUGAUUGAACGAUUCGGAGGAACUGUAACUGUAGGUAUUGAAAAGUGUAACAGGAUCUGAUACAUGAACUGUAUUUGUUAUUAUCUUAUAGAUGGUAAGGAAAAGUGAAAGAUUGGUGGAGAAGAAUUGUAACUGAUUAAUAAAUAAUUUUUGAUGAUAAAAAUGAAA
Molecule: messenger RNA, 2167 nt
Organism: Armigeres subalbatus
Lineage: Eukaryota; Metazoa; Arthropoda; Insecta; Diptera; Culicidae
Product: SOX domain-containing protein dichaete
Exons: 1
Coding region: 532-1476 (314 amino acids)
Biological process (GO): anatomical structure morphogenesis; cell differentiation; positive regulation of transcription by RNA polymerase II
Molecular function (GO): RNA polymerase II cis-regulatory region sequence-specific DNA binding; DNA-binding transcription factor activity, RNA polymerase II-specific
Source: RefSeq, a predicted model, not a curated record